GGUAUAUUAACACCGAUGUGGGGUAAUGAUGAGCACAGUCAAUCAUGGCGCGUUACCAAGUGAUCCUCGCUCUUUUGGCCCUUCUGGUUCUAUCCGCCAACGCCGAUCGUCCUCGUGUUGGUCGUCAUGUUGGUGGCAGCCCUAGCUCUUCCUCAUCAUCGUCAUCGUCGAGUAGCUCUGGUGGACACGAUGGGAAGACCCACACCAAGACCAAUACACAUGUUGAAGGGGCUGGUACCGCUGAUGCAGGUGCAAGUGCCAAGAAUGACGGAAUUAUCUUUGAUUAUGGGGGUGGAUAUGGACAGGGUGGACUAGGUGGAGGACGUGGUGGAGCGGGUGGUGGAUAUGGAGGAGUGGGUGGAGGACAUGGUGGAGCGGGUGGUGGAUACGGAGGACUGGGUGGAGGACAUGGUGGAGUAGGUGGUGAACACGGCGGUGCAGGUGGUGGAUACGGAGUAGGUGGAGGACACGGUGGAGCAGGUGGAGGAUAUGGAGUAGGUGGAGGCCACGGUGGAGCUGAUGGAGGAUAUGGAAGUUUGGGCGGUGGAUAUGGAGGAGCAGGUGGUGUCAUUGACCCUGGAUUUGCUGGACCUGGAUUCGGAAUACUGGGUGGCGGUAGCGGUUCCGGGGCCGGUGCAAAUGCCAACGCAAACGCCAAUGCCAACGCUGGUGCCAGCGCUGGUGCCUCAGGUGUAGGUGGUGGAUUCGGACCUGGACGUCAGAGUGGAGGGUACGGACAGGGACAGAAGGGUGGUUUCCAGACUGGUGGAGUUGAACAUAUACUGGAUGGUUAUCAAACCGGUGGUUAUCAAACCGGUGGUUAUCAAACCGGUGGAUACCAAACCGGUGGAUAUCAGACUGGCAGCCAGGGACAUGGUCAGGCUGGUGGAUAUGGAGGACAGGGAGGUUUCGGUACCGGUGGACAUGGGCAUGGUCAAUCUGGUGGAUAUGGAGGACAGGGAGGUUUUGGAACCGGUGGACAUGGUCAAGCUGGUGGAUAUGGAGGACAGGGAGGUUUCGGGACCGGUGGAUAUGGACAGGGUCACCAAGGUGGAUACCAGACUGGUGGAUUUGGGCAUGGAGGUGCUGGAGGUGCUGGCAAUGCCAACGCUAACGCCAAUGCCAAUGCCAAUGCCAACAGUCUCGGCAAAGCUGGUGCCAAUGCCAAUGCCAAUGCCAAUGCCAAUGCCUCUGCUGGCGGUUUUGGAGGCGGUCUAGGUGGUGCAACUGCCAAUGCCAAUGCAAAUGCCAACGCAAAUGCUGGAGGAUUCGAUAUCUUCAGCCGAUUUAAUGACGAGGACUCGAACAAUGGGACGAGUACUAAGCCCGGAUCGGCUAGUGCAAGUGUCUCAAAAGACGGAACAGUUGAUGGUGCAAAGGGUGUCUACAGCAGCAGUUCAUCCGCUGUUGAUUCCAGUGGAAAAGGCACAUAUCAUGUGGAGGCUGGCAAGAUAAACUAGAGCUAUCAGUGAUCUUCAAAUCGUGAAUUAAUUGUAAAGCCCAUUGAAGAGUUAUCGAAUUGCCAUAAUCAAUAAUGAGCAUGUCAAAAGACGUAGUACGAGUAGACACAUGACAUGAGUAAAGUUCAAAAGCAUUAGGUCUUCGUAUUUUUCCUCAGCGCUUGAACCAUCAAUUAUUUAUCAUUUUAUUUCACCUGAGAAUAUUCAUCCUCAGUACGAUCGACGUUGUUUUUUUUUCUUAAGAAUUGUGUACUUAUUAACGUUUUGUGUGUGAUAAAUUGGUUGCAACAUUAAUAAAUAGAUUUGUUUGUCACUAUUA
Molecule: messenger RNA, 1779 nt
Organism: Fopius arisanus
Lineage: Eukaryota; Metazoa; Arthropoda; Insecta; Hymenoptera; Braconidae
Product: glycine-rich cell wall structural protein
Exons: 6
Coding region: 45-1460 (471 amino acids)
Source: RefSeq, a predicted model, not a curated record